Pelmatolapia mariae (spotted tilapia) is the source of this 502-nucleotide messenger RNA. Its product is annotated as monocyte chemotactic protein 1B-like. The record is from RefSeq and is a predicted model, not a curated record. Bases 68 to 367 code for a protein of 99 amino acids. The transcript has 3 exons. NCBI's taxonomy places the organism in Eukaryota, Metazoa, Chordata, Actinopteri, Cichliformes, Cichlidae. Gene Ontology annotation, cellular component: extracellular region. Gene Ontology annotation, molecular function: chemokine activity. Gene Ontology annotation, biological process: immune response.
GCCGACAGAGCUCAGCUGAGACUUUAACCCACUGCUGCAACACGAAGCCAAAAAAACAAACUUCAGGAUGGCCGCUCCUCGUCUCGCUCUGUCUGUGGUUGUGCUCAUGCUGGCUGUCAUCGCUCUGACUGAGGGUAUGCGCGGUGCUGGCCCCAAAAAAUGCUGCUUCCGCUUCAAUGACCAGGAAGUGCCUAAAGGAAGAGUGGUCAGCUACGUCAAAACCAGCCAGCGCUGCUCCAAGCCCGCCAUCCUGCUGAACACAGUGGCAGGCCGACAGCUGUGUGUCAGACCUUCGGCCCCCUGGGUGAAGCAGCUCAUCAGCUACCUGGAUGCCAAAGCCGUCCCAGGAGAGACAUCCAACCUGUAACCAUUGAAACUACUGUGGAAGAGCCUUCAUGGACAAAACCUGGACAGUUUAUAUGUUUAAAUGCUGGAAGUUUGUAUAACCAAACAGCAGCUCUUCUGUCUACAUGCUGAAUCUGUAUCAGAUAUUCUUAUACUU